UUUCCCUUCAUUGAUGGCAAUGUGAAGCUCCAUUGUUGUUUUACCUCAGAUUGUAAUUUUUGAUACUGUUAAGCAAAGAAAACCCAUCAACAAUCGCCAAGGAAUUUUUUCAUUUCUUGUUUGUUUUUUGCUCUGUAUUGUUUUGCUUCAAGCAUAUAAGUUAGAGUUGGUAGUAUUUGAAUACCACAAGUAGAACUUGUAACAGGAUUAUUUUUGGCAGUCAGACAAUUUAUAUUUGAGCUUUUUGAAUAUAAAAAACUCAUCUUGUGGCUGGCUAUCAAUCUCUCUCCCCAUUUACAUAUUUUGAAUUUUGUAGCUGUACAACUAAAUUUUCCCAAGCACUUGAAAGUUUUAGAUUUUGUUCACUUAUUUAGCCAAGCUCAAUCAAUUGAUUCAGUUAUAGAGAAUUAUGGGUUUGUUCCAAUUUAGAACCUUUUUUCUUUGUUUCCUCCUGUUUGAGACAUGCGUUGCUAGUAUUCAACGUCUUGGCCGCAUAUAUCCUGGUUUCCAAGCGUCUCAGACGGUAUAUAUUGACAACAAAGGCAUAUUUCUGCUGUCCAACAACUCGAAUUUCGGUUUCGGCUUCUAUACCAGUGUGGAUGUCACAUUGUUUCUACUUGUUAUCAUUCACAUACCCAGUUCCAAAGUUGUUUGGACUGCUAAUAGAGGCUUUUUGGUUCAAAAUAGUGAUGACUUUGUGUUUGGAGAAAAUGGGAACAUUUACUUGGAACGUGGGAAUAGUGUGGUUUGGUCUACAAACACUGCGGGAGAAACAGCUACUGCCAUGGAAUUGCUCAAUACAGGAAACUUGGUAUUGCUUGGGGAUGGUGGAAGAAUUCUAUGGCAGAGUUUUAGCCAUCCUACUGAUACCCUUUUGCCUGGUCAGAUAUUCUUGGAAGGAAUGCAGCUCAGAAGUUUUCCCAACCACAAUAACCUGUCUCACUAUCUUGAAUUCAGGUCAGGUGAUUUAGUCCUGUCAGCAGGUUUUGAAAUCCCACAAUUUUAUUGGUCCAUAACAAAUGACGGCCGGAAAACCAACAACAAUGUCAGCAGCAAGGCUCAUUCAGUGAGUCUGGGGUCCAAUUCCUUUAAUUUCUAUGAUCAAAAUAAAACCUUACUUUGGCAGUUUGUCUUCUCCAAAAACCCUGGAUGGAAUGCCUUCUUUGCUGCUGUUUUAGGCUCUGAUGGGUCUCUCUCAUUCUAUAAUCUUCAAAAGGGGAAGUCAGUUUUUCCUGAGGCAAUCAGAAUACCACAAAGUUCCUGCAGCACUCCUGAGCCUUGUGAUCCAUAUUACGUUUGUUAUUUUGAAAGCAGAUGCCAAUGCCCUUCACUUCUCAGCUCUCACUCUAAUUGCAAGCCUCAGGUCAGUUCAACCUGUAACAGCUCCAAGAGUUCUGUAGAGCUUCUAUACAUUGGCGAAGAGCUUAACUAUUUUGCACUUGGCUUUGUUACACCCUCGUUGAAAUCCUCCCAUCUAGUUACAUGCAAAGAAGCAUGCCUAGGAAAUUGCUCUUGCCUUGUGCUGUUCUUUGAAAGAAGUUCUGGGAGUUGCUUUCUGUUUGACCAGAUAGGAAGUCUGCAAAGGUCUGACAUGGGCUCUACUGGUUAUAUUUCAUAUAUGAAAGUUUCAAAGGACGGAAGUCCUGCAAGCAAUGAAAGAAAGCGGAUUCUUUUAACCAUGGUCAUAAUUUUUGCAACUGUCAUGGUUGUCUUUACUCUGCUUUAUGCAGGAUACUGGUACCAUAAAAAGAAGAUAUUACUGCAAUAUCCUGUAGAAGAUUCAGAAGAGGAUAAUUUCUUGGACAAUCUUCCUGGGAUGCCUCUUCGUUUCAGCUAUGGUGAUCUUUGCAGGGCAACCAAGAACUUCUCUACAAAGGUUGGUGAAGGAGGGUUUGGCUCAGUCUACAUUGGUGUGCUCCCAGAUGGUACACAAGUGGCUGUAAAAAAGUUGGAGAGCUCCGGGCAGGGAACCAAAGAGUUUAAAGCUGAAGUUACUACUAUUGGAAGUAUCCAUCAUAUGCAUUUGGUGAAGCUCAAAGGAUUUUGUGCUGAAGGGCCUCACUGGCUUCUUGUCUAUGAGUACAUGGAAAAUGGGUCAUUAGAUAAGUGGAUCUUCAACAAGAAUGAAGAGGGUCAUGACUUGUUGGAUUGGGAUACAAGAUUUAAUAUUGCUUUGGGAACAGCAAAGGCCUUGGCUUAUCUCCAUGAGGAGUGUGAAGUGAAGAUUGUCCACUGUGAUAUAAAACCAGAAAAUGUUCUUCUUGAUGAUAAUUUUGUUGCAAAAGUUUCAGACUUUGGCUUGGCAAAGCUAAUGAACCGGGAGCAGAGCAUUGUAUAUACAACGCUGAGGGGUACAAGAGGGUACCUUGCACCCGAAUGGAUUACAAACUUUGCCAUAUCAGAGAAAAGUGAUGUCUACAGCUAUGGCAUGGUGUUGCUUGAGAUUAUUGGGGGAAGGAAGAAUUACGAUUCAAAAGACUGUUCAGAGAAAGCCCAUUUCCCUUCUUACGCCUACAAGAUGUUGGAAGAAGGAAAACUGGAAGAAAUUCUUGAUACAGAGCUAGAGAUGGAUGAAAAAGAUGAAAGUGUAGUCACUGCUAUCAAAGUUGCAUUGUGGUGUAUACAAGACAAUAUGCAUAUAAGACCUGCAAUGACUAAAGUAGUGCAAAUGCUUGAAGGUUCUUGUGCUGUGCCGCCGCCUCCAACGUCAUCUCAAUCGGGUUCUCCGUCAUGUUUCUUUAAAUGGAGCAGUCAAGGGGCUACUUCAUCAGCAGCACUUAAUGAUUAUUUCAGUGAUGUAGCCAUGUCGGAUAUUCGCUUAUCGGGACCAAGAUGAUAAAAGCAAAUGUUUUGUUAUAGGAGAUUUUCAUUUUUGUCCUCUGUAUCUUGGCAGAGUCAUGAAACUUCAAAGUUUUGUACUGAUUCAUUUGUAUUAGAUCUCAAGAUUUGCUUAUCUUGGUUGGUUUUCUGACCACCUGUGGAGACAGCUAUCUCCUAUUUGCUCAAAAAUGUAUGGUUUUGAUUGUUGUUUGAAUCUAGAAAUAU
Corylus avellana is the source of this 3045-nucleotide messenger RNA. Its product is annotated as G-type lectin S-receptor-like serine/threonine-protein kinase SD2-5. Lineage: Eukaryota; Viridiplantae; Streptophyta; Magnoliopsida; Fagales; Betulaceae. Gene Ontology annotation, biological process: protein phosphorylation. The record is from RefSeq and is a predicted model, not a curated record. Gene Ontology annotation, molecular function: ATP binding; protein serine/threonine kinase activity.